AUGACUGUCACACCUGUGUUUUCAAUGCUCAAGGCUUACUUGGCCAAUACCCAAGCCAAGACCUACUCGCCUGAUGCGGAAGGCUACAAGCAAGUUGAACAAUGUUUUGUUGAGAAACACGUUCAGCCUCUUGGUGUAGUCAGACCUCAAAAUAGCGAUGAAGUGGCCUUGAUAGUGCAGUUCUGCCUCGAAAACAGCGUCGAGUUCAGCGUUCGAGGAGGAGGCCACGACUGCGCCAGUCGAACAUUGGUCGAUGGGGCGCUUGUGAUUGAUAUGCGAGACAUCAAGCAUGUUGUUAUUUCUGAAGACAAAAAAAGCGCAAGAGUCGGCGGGGGUAUUCUCAGUGGUGAAUUGGCCAGGGCCUUGGUGAAAGAAGGCUUGAGUACGCCUACUGGUACUGUUGCUAGUGUAGGAUAUACCGGAUGGGCUACUCUGGGUGGCUACGGACCGUUGACGACGCAUUAUGGCCUUGGUGUUGACCAGAUCAUCGGAGCAGAGAUUGUUAAUGCUCGUGGAGAAGUCCAGGAUGCUAAUGAGGAACUGCUUGUCGGUAUCCGAGGCGGCGGCGGCUCACUCGGUGUAAUCGUUGAGCUUACCAUUAAAGUUUACCCGAUCGAUAAGAUCCUCUCGUCCAUGAUCAUCUACGACUCAAGCGACCUAUCCUCAGCCCUGACAUCCUACACCCAACACUACGAAAAGCUGCUCGAAUCAGGCCAACUCCCAGUGCACUUACAGCUUCAACCGAUGAUCGCCCAAAUGCCAGGCCAGCCAGUCAGUCUCAUGGUAAUCGCAACUUGGCACGGCGACGACAAAGAUGACGGCCGCACGUGGAUCAAAAACAUUGCUGGAGCAGCGACUUGCGUGAUGGAGAAUACACAGGAAAUCAAACUUGCUGAAAUGCUCGAGAACAAUGAGAAGUUGGUCACUUGGCCUUCCUACGGUCGAGUCUACACCCUCAACUGUAAGACUCUAACAAAGAAGGCGAUCGACAUCCUAGCAAAACAUUGCGUCAAUGCCCCAGGCGGAAGUCUAAUUUUCUCAUACCAUACGCUCCUCUCAGCACAAGAACCUGAGAAAAAGUCUGUUUUUGGCACGAGAGCUCGUCAUCACAUGUUUGAGAUUUACGCUAUUCUUGCAGACAAGGGCAUCGCAGAAGAGCGAGUUCAGUGGGCGGCCAAGGUCAAGGCAGAAAUUCAGGCAGAAGAUGCUGAUAAUAUCCUGGAGGGGUCGUAUAUCUCGCUUGGAUCUCAUGAGGAUGCUGAUGUCAAGAAGAUCUAUGGGAAGCAUUAUGAGACGUUGGCAGCGCUGAAGAGGAAGUAUGAUCCUGGGAAUGUGUUUAAGCACAGCGUUCCGAGAUUGAUGCUUGCUGAAGAGGGGGAUGAGAUUGUUGAGGCCUGA
Fusarium tjaetaba is the source of this 1398-nucleotide messenger RNA. Its product is annotated as 6-hydroxy-D-nicotine oxidase. Bases 1 to 1398 code for a protein of 465 amino acids. NCBI's taxonomy places the organism in Eukaryota, Fungi, Ascomycota, Sordariomycetes, Hypocreales, Nectriaceae. The transcript is spliced from 3 exons. Gene Ontology annotation, molecular function: FAD binding; oxidoreductase activity. The record is from RefSeq and is a predicted model, not a curated record.